Syngnathoides biaculeatus (alligator pipefish) is the source of this 2227-nucleotide messenger RNA. RefSeq names its product keratin, type II cytoskeletal 8-like. Gene Ontology annotation, cellular component: keratin filament. Gene Ontology annotation, molecular function: structural constituent of skin epidermis. Gene Ontology annotation, biological process: keratinization; intermediate filament organization. NCBI's taxonomy places the organism in Eukaryota, Metazoa, Chordata, Actinopteri, Syngnathiformes, Syngnathidae. Bases 71 to 1537 code for a protein of 488 amino acids. The record is from RefSeq and is a predicted model, not a curated record. The transcript is spliced from 9 exons.
UUGACUCUCCUUUGAAGCCUGCACAUCUCCAGUUCUCUACCCAGUCUUUACAAACCCCAACAACUCCAACAUGUAUGUCCAAAGGAAGGCCUACUCCAUGGCAAGCUCCAGAGGAGCCCCCAGGAUGUCGCUCGCAGGGCCCCAAUCUGGCAGCUACACCGUCAAGAGAAGCAGCUACAAUCUCGGCUCCAGUGCUGGUGGUUUUGGUGCCGCUAGCGUUUAUGGUAGUGGUUCCGGCUUAGGUUUUACCAGUUCCAUCAACUCGGGCUCUAUGCUUGGUGGUUAUGGAGGAACAAUAAUGCCCGGCCAAAUCACCCAAGUCACAGUCAACCAGAGUCUGCUGACCCCCAUGAGUCUGGAUAUUGACCCCAGCAUCCAGGCUGUUCGCACCCAGGAAAAGGAGCAGAUCAAGACCCUCAACAACCGCUUUGCUUCAUUCAUUGACAAGGUCCGCUUCCUGGAGCAGCAGAACAAGAUGCUGGAGACCAAGUGGAACCUCCUCCAGGAGCAGACCACAACCCGCUCUAACAUCGAUGCCAUGUUUGAAGCUUACAUUGCCAACCUGCGCAGGCAACUCGAUGGGUUGGGCAACGAGAAAGUCAAGCUGGAGGGAGAACUGAAGAACAUGCAGCUCCAGGUGGAGGACUUCAAGAGAAAGUAUGAGGAUGAAAUCAACAAACGCACAGCUGCAGAGAAUGAGUUUGUGGUCUUGAAGAAGGAUGUUGAUAGUGCCUACAUGAACAAGGUGGAGCUGGAGGCCAAAUGUGAUGCUCUUCAGGAUGAAAUCAACUUCCUCAGAGCCAUCUAUGAGGCUGAGCUUCGGGAGCUGCAGUCCCAGAUCAAAGACACCUCAGUCAUUGUGGAGAUGGACAACAGCCGUAGCCUUGAUAUGGAUGCUGUUGUGGCUGAAGUGCGUGCUCAGUAUGAGGAUAUUGCCAACCGUAGCAAGGCUGAUGCAGAGUCUUGGUACAAACAGAAGUAUGAAGAGAUGCAGAGCUCUGCUGGACAGUAUGGUGAUGACCUUCGCACAACCAAGGCUGAGAUUGCUGAGCUGAACCGCAUGAUUGCCCGUCUUCAAAAUGAAAUUGAGGCUGUCAAGGCACAGCGGGCCAGCCUUGAGGCACAGAUUGCAGAGGCUGAGGAGCGCGGUGAGUUGGCAGUGAAGGAUGCUAAGCUCCGCAUCAAGGAACUGGAGGAAGCCCUUCAGAGAGCCAAGCAGGACAUGGCCCGCCAGGUGCGUGAAUACCAGGACCUGAUGAACGUUAAACUGGGCCUGGACAUUGAAAUCGCCACCUACAGGAAAUUGCUGGAAGGAGAGGAGACAAGACUGCUCUCUGGACCCACCAGCGCAACCAUCCAUGUGCAGCAGUCCACAGGCGGAUACUCCAGCUCCGCUGCCAGUUCCGGUGGAUUUGGCUACGGUGGAAGCAGCAGCAGCAUGUCUGCUGGCUAUGGCAGCGGGCUUUCUAGUGGUUUCGGUGGUACCGUUACGAAGUCCACGAUGUCCACAACCAGCACUUCCAGAAGAAUACUUUAAGAAGGAGAGCAGUCCCUCUACCCCAUUUGAAAAUCUUGAAUUGACCAAAAUCUGUAUGCCCUUUCAAAGUGGUAUGCACGUACCACUGUGGAGCAGGCAUGAUAGUCCAAAGAUUUGCCAUCUGCCAAAUUAUCUCAGUUACAAAAAUAGCUACCAGUGGUGUUCCAAGAAUCACUGGGUCCAUUUAAAACUCAUAUGCGACAUUCAUCAUCAUUUAAGAGUUUCAGAAACUAAAUGCAGUGGAAAAUGUGUCUCUUUUCUACACUAACUUCAAAUCGAUUGGAAAAGAGAUGCAAAAGAGGCAUGCGCUGUUGAAACUAUGCAAAGGAAACAUUGGCUUACCAGAUCACAAACUUGAAGAACAGAUACUCUAGAAUCUUAGGCUGCUCCAGUUCUCAGUAGAAGUCUCCAAUUUUUAGAUUUGAGUGCCAACACCAGUGAAGAGAGCUGGAGACAAGCAAUAAAAAGAAAUUGUACGUUUAUAGCUGCGAUACUAGAUUUGUUAAAAAAGUAAAUUGCCUUGAUCUUUGUUUUUGGCACUGUCAAAUAAUGUCCUUUGUUGUUUAAGAUUGUCUUGCCUUGAUGGUUCAGUUAGGUUGACACCAGAUUUAGUUUUGAAAAAACCCUCCUCCCAACAUGAUUGAUGAAAGCUGCAACAAAUGACAUCACUAUUAAAUCUAAAGUACACAA